Messenger RNA from Python bivittatus (Burmese python), 6663 nucleotides. Lineage: Eukaryota; Metazoa; Chordata; Lepidosauria; Squamata; Pythonidae. The record is from RefSeq and is a predicted model, not a curated record.
CUUGUCUUUGGCCUCCUCCCUUUGAACUUGUUACCUUGGAGCUGGAACAAGGAGGCUAAAAGUUGCUCUGUAAUCUCUGGGCCGUCAUUAUGUAAAAUGUACGUGGGAGGGGCGUGCCUUUUGGAGAUUUCUGUAUGGGAGAAACUUGGGUCUGCGAACGGGAGAGCGAGCCUUUGCAACUGUCCAAAGGAAGAGUGAGAAAAGAGAGUGAGAAAUUGAGGAAGAAGUCUGGCCUAGCUUGUUUCUCCUGAGAAGCCAGUCCUCCUGAAGAAUUGGAGCUCUUGGAGAGCGUUGAAACCAAAGAAAGAGAAAACAAGAUUGAAAGAGUUGUAUAACCAACUCACAAAGAAAUAAACCUUGAUGCCUCUAAACAUCCAGUGAACACAAAUGCAACACAAUAACAGAACAUUUCCUGCUUUGAAAGAUGAUAAGGAUAUGAACGUUUUCCACUGCUGUGUCUGGUACUUUUCCUGACUGACACACAGAUUGCGACAAAGGCAUUAACCAGUUGGAUCUCUUGGAACCCUGAGCAGUCUUUCUACUAAAAGAAGAGAGAAGUUUCAUCCAGAUGUUGAGUAGGCACUGCAGAAAGGCAGCUAGUCAGUGGUAGAACAUGUACUUUCUGCGCAUGAACCCUGAAGUUUGAAUCCCAUAUCUUGCAUUAGUAAAGAAAGGAUUUUCUCUUGAUGACUUGGGCAGCUGUUAUCAAACUGAAGGAAAAGUACUGGACAAAUAUGGGUCAAAGAGCUGACUUUGUCACUUUCUUUUGACCGUGAUAUAAGACUGGCAGAACUGAAGAUCCUUCUAUGAAUGCGUCCAUUUUCCAAGACUCAAGAGGCACAAAAUCUUAAGCUCGGGUGUGUGACAACUUUGGACAACAUGUUUGCUGAUUUCGGACAACUGGACGGCUUCUUGUUCAGAAAUAUGCGUUGCCAAUCCUUCCUUUCCGCAAACAUCAUUAUGAUAGUGGAAAAAUGUAUGAGUUCCAUGCAAGCAGGUACUCAGAUGAUCAAACUCAGAGGCAGUUCCAAAGGACUUGUUCGUUUCUACUACCUGGAUGAACAUAAAUCAUGCAUUCGCUGGAGACCCUCGCGAAAAAACGAAAAAGCUAAAAUCUCCAUAGAUUCUAUCCAGGAAGUGUGCGAGGGGAAGCAGUCAGAGAUCUUCCAGCGCUACGGCGAUGGCAGCUUCGACCCCAACUGUUGCUUCACUAUCUACUAUGGAGAUCACAUGGAGUCCCUCGAUCUGGUGUCAUCCACUGGGGAGGAGGCGCGGAUGUGGAUCACUGGCCUCAAGUACCUAAUGGCUGGGAUAAGCGAUGAAGACAGUCUGUCAAAACGGCAGAGGACUAGAGACCAGUGGUUGAAGCAAACCUUUGAUGAAGCGGAUAAAAAUGGAGAUGGCAGCCUGAGCAUUAAUGAGGUCCUCCAGCUGAUGCACAAGCUGAACGUCAACCUCCCCCGUCAGAAAGUCAAGCAGAUGUUUAAGGAGGCUGAUACAGAUGAUAACCAGGGCACCCUGGACUUUGAAGAGUUCUGUGCUUUCUACAAGAUGAUGUCCACUCGGCGUGACUUGUACCUUCUCAUGCUCAGCUACAGCAACCACAAGGACUUCCUAGAUGCUGACGACCUGAAACGCUUUCUGGACACCGAACAAAAGAUGAAUAAUGUCACCAAGGAGCACUGCUUGGAAAUUAUCAAUCAGUUUGAACCGUGUCCAGAAAACAAACAGCAAGGAGCUUUGGGGAUUGACGGGUUCACCAACUACAUGCGCAGCCCUGCCGGGGAUAUUUUCAACCCCGAACACUACCAUGUCAAUCAAGACAUGACUCGCCCUUUGAGUUACUAUUUCAUCACCUCAUCUCAUAAUACCUACCUCAUGGGAGACCAGCUGAUGUCCCAGUCCAGAGUGGAUAUGUACGCUUGGGUUCUGCAGUCCGGAUGCCGAUGUGUAGAAGUUGACUGCUGGGAUGGUCCAGAUGGUGAGCCCAUUGUCCACCAUGGCUACACCCUGACCUCCAAGAUCCUUUUUAAAGAUGUGAUUGAGACCAUCAACAAGUAUGCCUUCAUCAAGAGCGAAUAUCCAGUCAUUUUGUCCAUCGAAAACCACUGCAGUGUUACCCAACAGAAGAAGAUGGCUCAGUAUCUGACUGAAAUCUUGGGGGACAAACUGGACUUGUCUUCAGUCAACAAUGAGGAUCCCACAAAGCUGCCUUCCCCAGAGAGCCUCAAAGGGAAAAUCUUGGUUAAGGGGAAAAAGCUUCCAGCCAACAUUAGUGAAGAUGCCGAAGAGGGCGAAGUAUCAGAUGAGGACAGUGCUGAUGAGAUGGACGAUGACUGUAAGCUAAUGAAUGGGGAUGCUUCUUCUAAUCGGAAGCGGGUGGAAAACCUCGCCAAGAAGAAACUGGACUCUCUGAUCAAGGAAUCUAAAAUUCGGGACUGCGAAGACCCAAAUAAUUUUGCCGUCUCCAGCUUGUCAUCCUCGGGGAAGUUGGGGAACAAGCAUGAUCUCAAGAAGAACAAGCAUGAGGAGAAUGUGGAAUCUGGGGAAGAUGCUAUCCUCAGCAAACGUCACAACCGAUCGCUGAUGGAAAGCUUGACCAAACGCAAGAAAAAAUCCAGGAAACUCAAAAGGACGUCAAGUUUAGAAGAUGGGGAGGAUGAUCUUGAAUGCCAAGGAAACUUAACUAGAACGUCUGUCCAUUAUACCAAAACAAAUCGGCAAAAGAAAACAAUGAAACUCUCCCGGGCGCUCUCGGACCUGGUGAAAUACACCAGAUCUGUUGGAAUCCAUGACGUGGAAUCUGAAAUCUCUUCCAGCUGGCAAGUGUCAUCCUUCAGCGAAACAAAAGCUCACCAAAUUCUCCAGCAGAAACCAGCCCAGUAUCUCCGCUUCAACCAGCACCAGCUCUCUCGAAUCUAUCCCUCUUCCUACCGCGUGGAUUCCAGUAAUUACAACCCUCAACCCUUCUGGAAUGCCGGCUGCCAGUUGGUGGCACUGAACUACCAGUCCGAAGGGAGAAUGCUGCAACUGAACCGUGCCAAGUUCAGCACCAACGGGAAUUGUGGCUACGUUCUCAAACCCAAGUGUAUGUGUCAAGGGGUCUUCAACCCAAAUUCCGAAGAUCCGCUGGUGGGCCAGAUGAAAAAGCAGCUGAUCCUAAGGAUCAUCAGCGGACAACAGCUUCCCAAACCACGGGAUUCCAUGCUUGGAGACCGAGGCGAGAUCAUAGAUCCAUUUGUGGAAGUUGAGGUGAUCGGAUUGCCCGUGGAUUGUUGCAAAGAACAGACAAGAGUUGUGGAUGACAAUGGUUUCAAUCCGAUGUGGGAAGAAACCCUGGUUUUCAACAUCUGCAUGCCAGAGAUUACCCUGGUGCGUUUCCUGGUCUGGGACCAUGAUCCCAUUGGGAGGGAUUUUAUUGGUCAGAGGACGAUUGCAUUUACAAGCAUGAUGCCAGGCUAUCGGCAUGUCUACCUAGAAGGCAUGGAGGAGGCUUCCAUUUUUGUUCACGUAGCUGUCAAUGACAUAUGUGGUAAGGUCAAACAAGCGCUGGGCUUAAAAAGCCUGUUUCUCAGAAAUCCAAAGCAAGUCUCUCUCGACAGCCAUGUUGCUGGUCAGCUCAACCGCAAACAUUCCUUUAGCAGUCACAUUUUACGGCGGACCGCCAGUGCGCCAACCAAGAGCUUGAAAAAGCCCAAGAUUGCAAUCGACACCAGAGACAGCAGCUCUGAAGGGGCCAGCAAAGACCCCGCCCUCGAAGACUCCUCCCAUCCUCGUUUUGACCAAGAGUCUGAAUGCCCGUCCCCCACGCCAUCUGUUCCCAGAGAGGAUGUCAGCAAGGAAGUGGACAGCAAGGGAUCAAAAGGUAAGGCUCACAGUUUGGGCAGAGAUAGGAGCGGCCACAGCCAGAGGCUCAGGGAAGCCACCUUCAGCGAGCCCAUCCGGAGAUCCAGCCGGGUCUGCCUCCAGGAGCCACCCAGUGAGAAGCAGGGCCUCUUCGCCCGCUGUGCCAACAACGGAUCGGGUAGGACUGGCGUGGCCACCUACUGCAUGAAGUGCAUGAUCGGCUCUAAUGAGAGCCCUGACAUGGAGUGCGAGUGGAGUGACCCCAGCGCUGGCCAGCCCGCCUCUGGUGAUGCUCCACACUGCAGUUGCUGUGGCAGCCUUGCGGGAGAGGAGAGGGUAGAACUCAAACAUUGGGGGAUCCAAGAACAGCCCAGGGCCCGGUCAGAUCUGCACCUAUGCACCAGCUACGGGGCUGCCAGUAGCCUGCCCAGAACCUGCCAGCCCUUUGGGACCUCAGGGAAGAAAAACGGGGACUCGAAGUGUCUCGGGGUCAAAGACCAUUCCUGGCGUAGAUGGCACACUCAGCCUGGUGGCAAAUACAGAAGCACCGUCAACCUGGUGGGCUCCAACAACGGGUCCGUGUCCUCCAGCUCCAGCAGCUUAGAGAGCCUCGGAAGCCCUGAUUUCCCCAAAUGCUGGCCAGAGAGCUCCCGAAAACAGGCGGGCACCCUUCAGAGGGAAAUGAAUGCCUUGUUUGCUGAAAAAUUGGAGGAAAUUCGGAGUAAAUCCCCUAUAUUCUUUACUGAUGUCCGCCAAUUCUCAAUGCAUAGGUCGGUCCCUUCCUUAAGCAGCCUGCAGACCAUCAACGAGGAGCCCUUUGUUGCCAAUGAGAAUCAACCUUCCGGUUUUUGCUUUCCUCUGUCCACCAAACUUGUCAAUGAUCCCAAAGAAGAAUCUGUGCCUGAUCAUUCCCAGAAAGCUCUUUCAGAUGGAAGGGACCAGUCUAGGCAGCUUGAGAGUCCUCCUCUUUUGCAGCAUGCAGUUUUGGAGAAGAUUCCCCUUGCUCCUAGUGUCUUGGAAGAGGAAGAAGCGAUGGAAAGCAGCCGAGAAGGAGGGGGCUGGAAAAGAGCUCCUGGCAAUGGAGGUUCUCUCCAUUCACAAGUUCAGCACAAUCUAGCAUUAGGCAACUGUUGGCUCCAUCCGGCUGGAAAUGCCCAGAAGCAGACAGAUAGAAUGGUUCAACAGCUGACAGGUGCUGAGAAGAACACAGUUGGGCAGCCACACCAAAGCAAAAGGGAAAACAGCAUCACACCACCUCCACUUCACAAAGUAACCGGAGUUAUCACAGUCCCCAUGCCUCAGAUUGUAGUGAGGAGAUCAAAGAAUGAAGGAUAUAAAUCGUGUGACCACAUGGUCUUGAUGAAGCAUCCUGAUAACUUUUCUCCUGUGCCUGAAGUGUCCUGGAAUGCCACGGUCAAUGACCGGAUCUGGAGCAAGCUUGAUUUCACCACUCACAGGGACAGCAUGUCCUCCUCUUCUAGCAUGUCCUCCAAUGAUACCGUUAUAGAUCUCUCCUUGCCCAACCUUGCCCGGAAAAGCCUCCCCGACCUUGGUGCUCAGCAUAAGACUUUUGAAGUCAUCCCUGAGAGAAGGGUUGUGAGGCCAUGGUCUGCUAAUGCUGCAUCUGGACGUGAAAUCCCCAUGGUGUCCAAGAGCAAAUCCAACCCCAACUUGAGGUUAGAUCAACCCAUGGAAGAUGACCUGCACCCUAGGCCGCUUGCCAGGGGUCUUGAGCUAGGAUUAUCAUCUGUAUCAAGAAGACACACCUGGAACCGGUUAUAUGUGGAGAGCCUCAAGCAGUCUUGCCUGAAGUUGGAAGAGCAGGAGAACCCCGAGUCCAACCACACUAAGUCAAAAAGCCUUGGUGAUCUUACCUCAGAUGACAUCACGUGCAAUACAGAGAGCAAGUACCGGAGCAUCAGCCGGAGCUUUGCCACCCGCUCAAUGAGGGAGCAGCGCCACCGUGGAGCCAUCAGGACUUCGGUGAGAUCUCCUGACGAGCUGACGGAGCGCCUAAAGAAGCUCACUUUCUUCCAGCAGGAGAACGACAUCACUUCCCCCACUCGUCUUGACCCUGUGGAGUCUGAAGAAGAAGAGGAAGGGGCGGUCCUGUUCCGAAGGUCCUCGUCUCGGAGCCAGAGCAGGGUGAGGUACAUUGCCAACCGGGCCAAGCAAGCUCAAGAAAGGCAGAAGCUAAAAAGUUUGGCCUUGAGCAAGGGGAACCCCAUUGAGGAACGGGGGAUCCCUGAAGGAGCCUGCUGCUUUCCAGGGGGGGCUGACGUGGACCUGGCUUCCCCUGGCUUGUUUACAUCCCAACUCAAGAACCAAACUGACUUGAACCCUGACCCCGAAGUCGUCUUUAUGUUCAAACUCUAACGCUGGGAAGGGCUGAACAAGAAUCGAUGUUUACAUUUCUGUCGGAGCAAAACCAACACUCCCUUCCCUCAUUUUCUUUAUUAAAACAAAAAGCAUAGUGCAGAAAGCCCUCGUUCAAUGAGGGAGGGCACUUCCUCCUCCUCCUCCUCCAAGGGACAAUUUUAUGUUUGUGAAAAACAAUAAUAUUAAUAACAAUAAUAAUAAUAAUGCAGUCUGUAGCAUGUGUUAUGGGGAGUGGGCAACUGAAUUUUCCCAGGGUGGGAACAGAUCCUGAGAAGAUUUCUCCCCCUCCACGUUCCCUGGAAAGCAUGUCCAAGGAUUUGCACGAUUGUCCGUUUCCUCCUCCUUCCUUGCCUGCUUUCCUCAGUCCUGGGAAAACAAAUACCUAAGACAGUGUUUCUCAACCUCAGCAACUUUAAGAUGCAUGGACUUCAACUCCCA